UUUAUAUUUCGUUUAAUAGUAAUAUAAUAUAAAUUUAGUUCGCACAACAACUAUAAUACAUUUUGUGAUAAUCGCUAAGGAAUUGCUGACGAAUACACAAGUACAAUAAAUCACAAAUGAUCGCAAACAUCAUGAACUCUCUAGUAUUAUGAAGUUACACAAAUGAUUAGGCAAGAUGUAAUGCAAUGAAGAACAGUCAAGAUAAUUGAAAAAAUACAUACUCUCUCUACACAGGCUAUACAUACUCUCUAUACAGGUAUUUACACGUUUUUACGAUGAUUUUAUUAUUAGGAGUAUUUAAGGGAUACUUCCCACUUGAGCCAAACAGAGUGAUUGCAAAUGAUCAAGGAAACAAUUUAGACAUUUUAUUUUUUAAUUAGUUGAUUAAUCACGUUAUAAAUUACACGAUUGUUCUUCAAUUAGAAAAAGCGCAGGAAUUCGAAGAAUACAUCCAUUGAUGCCAGCACAGUUCGAAAAUGAGCUCUCCGCCGCACGGCGGAGCGCCCGGCCCUCACAUCAUUUCCACGAUUGUAGCGCCAUUAGCAGACGCCCCAAUGGUGAAUAAGGCUUGCAGUCUUUUCAUGCGUGGUGUACACUCUGGACGCUGUAGACACAUUUGGAGCCGGUCCGUGGGAAACUGUGUUUCAGCGGAAUUCGUUUUGCUUGCCAUUCUUCGCGGGUAGCUGCAGCGGAUAAAUACUACUCAAUCAUCUUCUCGUAAGCAGCCAACUACAACCAAGAUGCCGCAGAACGAGCACAUCGAACUCCAUCGUAAGCGCCAUGGCUACCGGUUGGACUACCAUGAACGCAAACGUAAGAAAGAGGCACGUCAGGUUCACGAGCGAGCUGCUAAGGCCCAAAAACUGCGUGGUAUCAAAGCGAAGAUUUUUGCCAAACAGCGAUAUGCUGAAAAGGUGCAGAUGAAAAAAACGAUUAAAAUGCACGAGGAAAAGAAAACCAAGCAGAAAACCAAAGAGGAUGCCGCGAACGAAGGUGCCGUGCCGGUCUAUCUCCUAGACCGAGAGGGACAGAGUCGCGCUAAAGUUCUUUCAAAUAUGAUCAAGCAGAAACGCAAAGAGAAAGCCGGCAAAUGGGAUGUGCCCAUCCCGAAGGUGGCUACAGUCGCCGAUGCGGAGACAUUUCGUGUUAUUAAGACCGGCAAACGGGCGAAGAAGGCAUGGAAACGUAUGGUGACUAAAAUAUGCUAUGUUGGAGAAGGCUUCACCCGUAAACCACCAAAGUUCGAGCGUUUCAUCCGCCCAAUGGGUCUUCGAUUUAAGAAGGCGCAUGUCACGCACCCCGAACUGAAAGCCACUUUCUAUCUGCCUAUUAUUGGCGUCAAGAAAAAUCCCUCAAGUCCGCUGUAUACACAGCUGGGAGUGAUUACAAAGGGAACAGUGAUAGAAGUGAAUGUGUCAGAGUUGGGUUUAGUCACCUCUGGGGGAAAAGUUGUUUGGGGUAAAUACGCCCAGGUUACAAACAAUCCCGAGAAUGACGGUUGCAUUAACGCCAUACUUCUUGUGUAACCCAGUACGGACGGAAAUUAUUAGAAGUGACUGAACUGUGCCGCCAAUUUGUUAAAUCAGCUGGCUCGAGCUUGUUCGGGCAAAAUUGCUUCUUCUCGAGUUCUCAUUUGUAUAUAACAUUUCUUGUCAGCUAACUAUAGAGGUUACAAUAAAUGAUAUUCGGCAGGUGGCGGAGAAGUUGCGAUCUUUUAUAAAAAUGUGUUUUCUUUCUAAGUAUGUUGAGACUGGUCAGCAGUACUGUUUUGAGGUGGUUUACAUGUUGGCGUAGUUGAACGUGCAGAAUAAACGGUUCUAUGAUAUAUAAUAUCAACGACUAAUUUUUGUUGGUACGA
Messenger RNA from Varroa destructor (honeybee mite), 1858 nucleotides. It is a transcript of the gene Ip259, whose product is annotated as NSA2 ribosome biogenesis factor-like IP259. NCBI's taxonomy places the organism in Eukaryota, Metazoa, Arthropoda, Arachnida, Mesostigmata, Varroidae. The record is from RefSeq and is a predicted model, not a curated record.